UUCCUUAAUCUUCUCUCUUUAUUCCCCUAUCUUUCUUUCCCACAUUUGUUCAUCAUCUAAUUGCCUAGAAUUCGUUAUGAAGGAGAAUGAAAGUGAGUUUUAUAAUAGCUAUAUCGGUGCAUUUUCUUUAGUGAAUUUCCAUUGAAACUGAGUUUUAUAAAGUCUGAUUAUUUUCACUCAAAACCGGUUGUCUGCUUAGAUUGUAUAUUCAUCUAUGCACUUAGACUAGGUAUCUUGAAACCCCAGAAAAUAAGGGGAGCCUUUUUUAUUAAAAAAAUAAGCGAAAACAAUUUAAAGACUAAUGACAGAGAAGAGCAGUAAUAAGAGAGUGAAUAUAAGGAAGCUAAAUUAAUACUAGUGAUAUUGCUGAAAGGUCAAUGAAAAUGGUAUAUUUUAUGGCAUUUUGAAGAUUCCCAAAAUGGACGUACUUUUGCUUCCAUUACUCCUGGGUUUUGGUUUUGUUAAGGAAUGCUUCAUUCCUGGUUAUUAAUAAAAAUUCACCUAUAAUUUUCAAAAAUAAAAACUAAAAAAUAUUAUUACAUUCCUCUUCUUGAGAUGCUACGGCGUGUCGUUGCUUAUGAGAAUAGUAAGAUGGUAAAUGAUGAGAAGAGGAGGGUUAAAAUGGUAAAAUAAAAACGACAAGCGGGAAAUUCAUGGGCUAUGGAAGCAUCACGCUAGGACCCUUCACUGGUUCUUGGAAGCUGCCCUUUCACCGUUCUCUUCAAGUAUUAAUAUCAAAAUCCGCCAGAAUUUUCUGUUAAUCUCUAUCACAUUCAAACUCUCGCUCUUUAGAGGUUAAUUUGUUCUUAGUCUCUUUUAAUUACUAAUAAGUAAGAAAGAUUUAAAUAUCAAUUAAUCAAAAGCUCUCCAGAAUCAAGAUAAACUACGAAAGACACCCAGAUAACUGCUAUUGGAAACAAUCUCUCUGUUCUAUCGUUUUCAUCUUUUUUUUCCUGUGAAACUUUGUUUUCUGCAUUUAAAUCGCUUACCUCGUUAUUGGGUAUUUGGGUUUUUGUUCGGAGAAUGUCACGGUGCUUACCGUUUCCACCGCCGAGGUACGUGCGGAAUGGAGUGAGUGGGGAGGCUCUUUUGGAGCUGAUUAAGGUUCAGAGAGAAAGAGUGAAGGCUGAAAGGGAAAAGGAGGAGGAGAAAUGGAGGAGCAAGAAAGAGACGAGGAAAGAAAGGGAGCAAGGAGAGAUUUGCCAGAAAAAACCAGGUCAUCAUGAAAGGCGUCAGCGAUUCAGGGGCGAUGAAGGUGGAGGAAGGAGUGAAAAUCAAGGUAAAACUGAAAAUGGAACCCAGGAGAUGGAGUCGAGCGGCCUCACUGAAGAGCUUAAGCAGCCUACAUCUGACAGCUUUUAUGAGUCUUCAGACAACAGCCAAAGCAUUCAUAAGAAAAGAAACGCGGAUCCCGCAAUGACUGCCAUAAUCAUGGAAAUAUUGUUCAGAUUGAUGUCCAGCUCCAAAAGCACAAGACUCCUGAAGCCCUAUCCCGCAAACCAGACUGCUCUACCAUAAUGAUGGAUUCUGUAGUGCAGAAAAAGCUUGAAUUACCUGUUGAGGAGCAGUUUUCUUCAGCCUUUGGUGUGCCAGCUACUGACGUCCAAGAGUUUGUUCCACCACCUCUAAGAGAGCUUUGUCAUUCUCUCAGACAGCUGGGAUCUAUAUGGAUGAGAAAUCCAAAAUGACUCUAACAGAACAAUUCAGAGAGUUAGAGGAGGAGAACUGGCUUCCCCGUCCCCUGCAGAUUGAGCAAUUUGAUGUUGGUGAUCAAGAGGGGCUCUUUGAGAGGAAGCCGCCCAGAGGCGACAUUUGCGAGACAUCCGAUGCUAGCAAUGAUGUCCUGCACCAUGGAUACUCUACUUCAUGUCCCUAUGAUCAGUAUUUACUCCACCACCCUUUAAUGCUGGAUUCUGGAGUCCAAAAGAAGCUUGAUUUGGGUCUUACACCUGUCAAAGAGCAACUUUCAACUGAUUGGGGUGUGCCUGCUACUGAUGAGAAGUCUGAAAUGGCUCCAACAUCCAGCUGCUCUGAAAUUAGCUUGCUGCAGAUAGAAUCACAAUUCACAGAGUUAGUCGCGAACUGGCUUCCCCCUUCUUUGCAGUCUGAGCACUUCGACAUUGUAGAUCUCGACUGGCUCUUCGAGACGAAGCGACCCAGGAGCGACAUAAGAGACACAUGUAAUGCUAGUUAUAAUGUUUUACAUCAAGGAGACUUCACUCAGUAUCCAGGUGCCCAAUACUUGCCCCAGGCUAACAUAUAUGCCCUGCCAUAUGCAGUACCAUACUAAAACUGACAAGAGGAAAACGACUGUGGUGUAAGAUUUUUUUUUUUAAUCUAUUGGUUGUCGUCUGCCCCUUUUUGUUUAUAAACAGUUUGGGAAUAGACAUAUAUGGUCAUGUACCAGCUGUGGCUGCGCCGUCAUGUUACCAAGUACUGAAUGACUUCCUAGAAGAUUUGAAGAAACUGGCUCGGCUUAGUAUUAUACUCUAGUGCCUUUAUUUUUAGAAAAGAAAAAAACGUGUUCAAACUCCUG
This is a messenger RNA of Theobroma umbraticum, 2536 nucleotides long. Lineage: Eukaryota; Viridiplantae; Streptophyta; Magnoliopsida; Malvales; Malvaceae. The record is from RefSeq and is a predicted model, not a curated record.